Messenger RNA from Prionailurus viverrinus (fishing cat), 2530 nucleotides. It is a transcript of the gene DYNC1LI1, whose product is annotated as dynein cytoplasmic 1 light intermediate chain 1. NCBI's taxonomy places the organism in Eukaryota, Metazoa, Chordata, Mammalia, Carnivora, Felidae. Gene Ontology annotation, molecular function: dynein heavy chain binding. The record is from RefSeq and is a predicted model, not a curated record. The transcript has 13 exons. Gene Ontology annotation, cellular component: centrosome; cytoplasmic dynein complex. Gene Ontology annotation, biological process: microtubule-based movement; microtubule cytoskeleton organization. The coding region runs from base 120 to 1694 and encodes 524 amino acids.
CCCGCUCCCGUGUGCCGAACGCUCCAUAUCCGGGUUCCCGCCGCCGCCACCGCCGCCGCCGCCGCCGCCGCCGCCUAGCUCAUUCAGCUUUGCCGGGAGUGGUGUGAUUCCCGACCAAGAUGGCGGCUGUGGGGCGAGUCGGCUCCUUCGGUUCCUCUCCGCCGGGAUUAGCCUCCACUUACGCAGGCGGCCCCUUGGCUAACGAGCUAACAUCGGGCAACGGCGGCGCCGCAGCAGGCGACGACGAGGACGGGCAGAACCUUUGGUCCUGCAUCCUCAGCGAGGUCUCCACCCGCUCGCGCUCCAAGCUCCCCGCAGGGAAGAACGUAUUGCUGCUGGGUGAAGAUGGAGCUGGAAAAACAAGCUUAAUAAGAAAAAUUCAGGGAAUAGAAGAGUAUAAGAAAGGAAGAGGAUUGGAAUAUUUGUACUUCAAUGUUCACGAUGAAGACCGAGAUGAUCAAACAAGAUGUAAUGUAUGGAUCUUAGAUGGAGACCUGUAUCACAAGGGCCUCCUGAAAUUUUCACUGGAUGCCAUUUCUCUGAAGGACACUCUAGUUAUGCUGGUUGUUGAUAUGUCAAAGCCUUGGACUGCUUUGGAUUCUUUACAGAAAUGGGCAAGUGUUAUUAGAGAACAUAUUGACAAGUUGAAAAUUCCUCCUGAAGAAAUGAAAGAAAUGGAACAAAAGUUGAUUAGAGACUUCCAAGAAUAUGUAGAGCCGGGAGAAGAUUUUCCAGCCUCUCCUCAGAGAAGAAAUACCGGGUCACAGGAAGAUAAAGACGACAGUGUGGUUUUACCUCUGGGUGCGGACACACUUACACAUAACUUGGGCAUCCCAGUACUAGUAGUUUGCACAAAGUGUGAUGCCAUUAGUGUAUUGGAGAAAGAACAUGACUACAGAGAUGAACAUUUUGAUUUUAUUCAGUCACAUAUCCGGAAGUUUUGUUUACAGUAUGGUGCAGCACUUAUUUACACUUCAGUAAAAGAAAACAAAAAUAUAGAUUUAGUAUAUAAAUAUAUCGUUCAGAAACUGUAUGGAUUUCCCUAUAAGAUUCCUGCUGUUGUUGUGGAAAAAGAUGCAGUAUUUAUCCCAGCAGGGUGGGAUAACGAUAAGAAAAUAGGAAUAUUACAUGAAAAUUUUCAAACAUUGAAAGCAGAAGAUAAUUUUGAAGACAUUAUAACCAAACCACCUGUCCGAAAGUUUGUACAUGAGAAGGAAAUUGUGGCAGAAGAUGACCAAGUAUUUCUUAUGAAGCUACAGUCCCUUUUAGCGAAGCAACCACCAACUGCAGCUGGAAGGCCUGUGGAUGCCUCACCAAGAGUCCCAGGAGGCUCCCCUCGGACACCAAAUCGAUCUGUGUCGUCCAAUGUUGCCAGCGUGUCGCCCAUCCCUGCUGGGUCAAAAAAAAUUGAUCCGAACAUGAAAGCUGGAGCUACAAGUGAAGGUGUCCUGGCAAAUUUCUUCAAUAGUCUGCUGAGUAAAAAGACUGGUUCUCCGGGAGGCCCUGGUGUUGGCAGUGGUAGCCCUGGAGGUGGGGCUGGAGGUGGAAGCAGUGGUUUACCACCAUCCGCCAAAAAAUCAGGCCAGAAGCCUGUCCUAUCAGAUGUUCAUGCGGAACUAGACAGAAUUGCACGCAAACCAGUUACAGUUUCCCCUACAACACCUACAUCUCCUACGGAAGGAGAAGCUUCUUGAAGAUACCAAAUAAAGCCAUUUAUUCAGUUUUCUGGGAUAAUGUAAACUUGCCUCUGCCUUCUCCUUCAAAAGUGGAAUUAGGGAACUGGAGUGCUUUUUCAGAUGGACUAAAUUUCUUUUUUUUUUUUUUUAUUUGUGGUUGCCCGUUUUUUAUAAAAGGAAGCUAUACAGAAGAAAAAUUAUUCUACAUUAUGUAGGAUUGCUGUUUGCAUUGCCACUUUGCAUAAGGAAAUAAUUUUGGAUUUUGAAAAACUCAAAAUUUAUAGAUCUGAAAUACAGCCACGUGAUCAUACUCUAAAGGCUAUUUAAAACAUGGGAGGGUUUAGGAAAAGGCAGAAAAUAAUAUGCUUUGGGCAUUUGACUGACUUGGAAGUCCAAACUUAUUUUAGUUGAGACUAUUAAAAUCAUUUGAAAAAUUAUGUGUUAGUUUUGCUGGAAAAGAGAAAAUGAUCAAUUGUCAGAUUUUCCACACCAACGUAAAUAUACCACCAUACAUGGAAUAUGCUGAGAAAACUAUCAGAUAGCAUUUUAUACACUAGUCAUUGUUUCAAUCCAUGAUCCUGUAAGUUGUCAUCAAAAUGGAAUUUUAAAAUAUUGGCCAAGAUUCAUUCUUUAACUGAGAAGAAAGAAAGCACACUGCCUAAAUGCAUAAAAGAAAAAUGCAGAGGUUAUUAAAAUGUAAAGAGGUAACAGUCUUUGGGUUUGUCUAUCUAUAUCUGUAUUGAUAUAUAGAUAUAGAUAUAUAUAUGGCUCUGCCUUAAUAUACCCCUUUUUUGUUUGUGACUUUCAACUGUAAUCAGUUAAUAAAGUAUUUAUUCUCUGCAUUCAGGUUCAAA